Molecule: messenger RNA, 910 nt
Organism: Aspergillus ruber CBS 135680
Lineage: Eukaryota; Fungi; Ascomycota; Eurotiomycetes; Eurotiales; Aspergillaceae
Exons: 1
Coding region: 36-695 (219 amino acids)
Source: RefSeq, a predicted model, not a curated record
UUUCAAUUCAACAACUUCACAACAGAAAUUGCGAUAUGCAUAUCCUGUAUCUUCUAUCAGUUGCCCUGGGUCUCUGCGGGCAGCUUUUGGCUGCGCCCAUUAACGUCACUCCUACCAAUGGAUGUGACAUCUCGAAUGAGACCAUCCACCAGCUCCGUGCGCAGCUUAUUCCGCUUGAAUUUCAGCCAUUCGAGAACGAUGAGAAAUAUAGCGAUGCUUCAGACAAUACCCUCUCGAUUUCCAAAGUCGAAUGCAAUUUACGGUCUGAAACCGAGUCAUUCGGCUCAUCCGUCUUCUGUCUGAGAGCUGACUCUGCGAUUGGCGAUAUCUUGCAACCUUCCUACGAAACCGAGGUUACGCCUUUCGUCUCGCGGAUCAGAAAUAAGACGGUGACAUGUGACAUCGUCGAAUCCGAUCCCAACAUGGACUCCGAGGAUAUCAAGCUGCGCUGUUCGUCCGUUGACAGUCCACCGAGUUUAACGGACCGUCCCUGGGUACCGAAGCUCUUGAUCUUCGCGGUUUUCUGGGUGACUGGCUGUACGAUUCGGAAGGUUUGGGUGGACAGACGUGCUAGCAGAGCUUUACAGCAGGAGCAAACUGCGCCGUUUCUUGCGCUGGGUACGUCGGAGAAGGGUCCUGUGACAUCUGUUGAGGAUGUGGAUGACCUUGAUGAUAGUAACUAUCCGAUGGGUUAGGCGACUAUGUGAGUGGCUGAUGAGCCAGUUACUACUUGGUUUUGGAGAAGAGAAUUGGUGUCGGGGUAUUUAUAUAAUGGUGUACCGUGGAAAGAGUUAUAAAAGUACAAUUGUGACCAGUUAAUUUAUAACACUAAUAAUGCAACAAUUAAACCACCUAAGGCAAAGCCUCAUAUCCAAACUCCGUCCCCAAUGUCUCAUCCCUCUUCCCACCA